ACUGUACAGAAGGUUACAAUCUCGGCACCUACAGCACAAUGCGAGCUGUAUAUUGGAUCUUCCCUAGGUUGGCACCGGCUCCAUUCAGAGCGGAGUGUUGGAUGACCAUAGGAAGAACAGUGAUGCAACAUCAAAAGUUUGGCAACGUCAGUUUCGCGCGGACGUGGGCGGAGUACAAGUCAGGAUUUGGACAUUUCUAUGGCGAUCAUUGGCUAGGGCUUGAUCACGUGUCUUACAUAACCAAUAGCCGACCGCAAGACUUGGAUUUCACAGUUAUAACGAGAGACCCUGGUGAUCAGCUUGUACGAUAUCACUUCUACAACCAUUUUAAGGUGUCUGAUGAAUCCAACCAGUACCGUUUCACCUUCUCGUCGGAGAUGGGAAUAAAUGGUCUCUCCGACUGCCUGACGAGUUUGAAAAACGCGCCAUUCUCCACCAUUGACGUCAACAACGCUGACACAUGCCCUUCGGAUUUCAGCGCUGGGUGGUGGUUCACGUCAGGCAAUUGCUCUCCGUGCAACCCCAAUGGCCUCCUGCGCAGAGAUCUUGUCUAUUGGUCGCAUAACGUCACACACACACACUGGGCCUCGAUACCAGACAACUAUGGAAUUAUUGAAAUGACAAUGACGUUGAAAGCUUAA
This is a messenger RNA of Gigantopelta aegis, 641 nucleotides long. RefSeq names its product angiopoietin-1-like. The transcript has 2 exons. The annotation marks the transcript as partial. Lineage: Eukaryota; Metazoa; Mollusca; Gastropoda; Neomphalida; Peltospiridae. The record is from RefSeq and is a predicted model, not a curated record.